AUGACCAAGUUAAUCAAUAAAAUCACAAAAUACGGGUUCUCUUCCGAAAAACAAGAACCAAACAAUAAAGGUAACAAGAUUGAAGCACAUAAUAAUCUCAAUAACGACAAAAAAUCUUUAUCCAUAAAUACAACAUUUUCUAGUACAUCAAACACAAAUACCAGACCAAUUGGAAGUUCAAGUUCAAGCUCAUUAACAAGUAAAUCAAACAAGAUAUCACCAAUCAAUCACGAUACAUCAGGUAUUAAAAUCAAACCAAUAGUGAAGUCAUCAGAUUGGUCAAUAAGAUACGAUCCAACGUUAUCAGUCUAUUUUUAUGUUAACGACAAAACCAACGAAACACAGUUCGAUCAUCCAGAUGAGGUUGUAUCUCCAGUGGUUUCACCAAUUUUAGAAAAUGCAGAUUCAGUUAUGAAUAGCUCAGGUAAUGACACAGAUCAUAAGAAUAUUUUUAGUACAAGUCUAAAAAGAACGUUUUCCCCAAAGCUUUUCACAUCUUCAUAUAACAAAUUUGAUGAGAGAAAACCUCAGAAAGUACCGUCAAGAAGUUCUUUUGAGAUGAGUUCAACACCUAAAUCUUCUUUUCGUAAUUCAAAGGAUGGUGGUGAUGAUGAGGAUGAGGAUAUUGAAGAAUUCAGAAAACAGUUAGAACUAGAGAUGAAAUCUUAUGAAUGCGAAAGAUUGAGAAGCUUAUAA
Hansenula ciferrii is the source of this 696-nucleotide messenger RNA. RefSeq names its product WW domain-containing protein. NCBI's taxonomy places the organism in Eukaryota, Fungi, Ascomycota, Saccharomycetes, Phaffomycetales, Wickerhamomycetaceae. Gene Ontology annotation, molecular function: protein binding. The record is from RefSeq and is a predicted model, not a curated record. The transcript has a single exon. The coding region runs from base 1 to 696 and encodes 231 amino acids.